Messenger RNA from Tyto alba (common barn owl), 10620 nucleotides. RefSeq names its product protein phosphatase, Mg2+/Mn2+ dependent 1K (gene PPM1K). NCBI's taxonomy places the organism in Eukaryota, Metazoa, Chordata, Aves, Strigiformes, Tytonidae. The coding region runs from base 175 to 1293 and encodes 372 amino acids. Gene Ontology annotation, molecular function: protein serine/threonine phosphatase activity. Gene Ontology annotation, biological process: protein dephosphorylation. The record is from RefSeq and is a predicted model, not a curated record. The transcript is spliced from 7 exons.
AAAGACAGCGGGCGGCAGUGGUGCCCGCGCCUCGGCAGGCUUGCUCGGGGGAGGAGGAGGAGGAGGAGGAGGAGGAGGAGGAAGAGUUUUCUCACUGUUCUCGAAGACAUUCCAGCAGCUGCGCAUCUUUUAUUCCCGAUCUUUUAUUCCUACAAACCUGUGUGAAGACAAGUUAUGUCAACAGCUACUUUAAUUAAUUUGGUACGAAGUGGAGGGUAUCAAGUAAGAAGGAGAGCUCUGCUGACGUCCCGCCUCUUGCAAGACGAGAAGCGUCCCGCAGCCGCCUGCUACAGCUCCACCUCCGAGCGCCGUGCUUCCCGCUUUGAUCCAGACGGGAGCGGGCGACCUACCACAUGGGACACCUUUGGCAUCUGGGACAAUCGCAUUGACGAACCUAUUCUCCUCCCACCAAGCAUAAAGUAUGGGAAGCCAAUUCCCAAAGUCAGCCUGGCCAACGUGGGCUGCGCUAGCCAUAUCGGGAAGCGUAAGGAAAAUGAAGACCGGUUUGAUUAUGCUCAGCUGACAGAGGAUGUCCUGUGCUUUGCAGUUUAUGAUGGACAUGGCGGGGCAGCAGCAGCGGACUUCUGUCAUAAGUACAUGGAAAAAUAUAUUAAAGAAUUUCUUGCUGAGGAGGAGAACUUGGAAAAUGUUUUGAACAAAGCUUUUCUAGAAAUAAACAAAGCGUAUGAAAGGCAUGCUCAUCUGUCUGCUGAUGCAACUCUGAUGAACUCUGGGACCACUGCAACAGUGGCUCUGCUCCGGGACGGGAUUGAGCUGGUUGUGGCGAGUGUGGGAGACAGUCGGGCGCUGCUGUGUCGAAAGGGAAAGGCCAUGAAACUCACCAUUGACCAUACUCCAGAAAGGAAGGAGGAGAAGGAAAGGAUUAGGAAGUGCGGUGGCUUCGUUGCCUGGAACAGUUUGGGACAACCUCAUGUGAAUGGUAGACUUGCAAUGACGCGGAGCAUAGGAGAUUUGGAUCUUAAAAACAGUGGUGUGAUAGCCCAGCCAGAAACUAAAAGGGUUCAGUUGCAUCAUGCAGAUGACAGCUUCCUGGUCCUUACGACGGACGGUAUUAACUUCAUGGUGAACAGUCAGGAGAUCUGCGACUUCAUUAACCAGUGCCACGAUCCUGCUGAAGCUGCCCAUGUUGUCACCGAGCAGGCAAUGCAAUUCGGCACUGAAGACAACAGCACGGUUGUCAUAGUGCCAUUUGGAGCAUGGGGAAAGUACAAAAACAGUGAGAUCAACUUCUCCUUCAGCCGCAGUUUUGCUUCCAGCGGGAGGUGGGCGUGAAGACCUGCCGCAGCUCUCGUUUCCUGGACACAGCGUGCUACAGGAGAACACAUCCAUCUGUUCAUAGGUUGACUCGGUGUCUUGUCCAUCUCUUCUGUUCCCAGUGUUAUAGAGGAUGCCACUGCUCCCUCGGUGCGUAAUGCCCCGUUGCUGCUUAUGGGUGAUCGCAUUUUGCUGCGUUUAUUUAUUCCGGUCAGCAUUGAGGCAGCUAUUUCUUUGGGUUUGUAGUCCCAGCAGCUCUGCACAUCACUUUGUUCACAUAGACAAGGCUCUGGGCUUUCACCUAAGGCUGGAGGUGUUGUACAAUUGUUUCAUACCUACUUGUAUUACCCAGGACCCUCAGUUACCUGGCAGCUGUGUAAGUCUGAGUCUGAGCCACGCGCGGGCUUCUUUGUACGUUAAUACAUGGGGGAACAAACGCACAGUGUUCUUUUAGGUAGACAAAAAGAGGGUGUGUUGUCUUCCUCUGCUGUGCAGCCACCCAAAACUCCCCUGUGCUUCAGGAGAAGCAGGUGAAAGAUAAGGGAGAAGUUUCAGAAGUGUUUAGGUUCUGAUGCCACUGGCAUUUGGCGUAGCUGAACAACUUCCCGAGACAGGGCUGCUUUGCGGGGCUUUGUGCUCCCACUGCCAUCAUCUGUGACCCUCUGGCUCCAAGGAGGCAGAGCAGGCUGGAGCCACGUGCCCUCAGACAAAUGGGAACCAUUCUCCGUGGGGUCCAAAGCCUGCACGGUCUCUGUGGACCACGCAGCAGCCCCUUGCACUGUCUCCUCUUGGGUGUGCCUGUGCUUGACAGGAGCGCAGAGGAGGGAAAAAGCUGCACAUUUUUGCUAUCCGGAGACUCUCAUCAACUUGAAUUUUUUUUUUUUUUUUUUUUUAAAAAAGAAAACCAGCUAAUUUCAGAGUUUACUAAUCAAGAUUCUUUGGAUGUGUAAGACAGGAGAGUUUAUUUCUUGAUAAAUAUAUGAGGAUUUUCCUGCCCUGUGCUGAAGGUUGCUUUCAGUUAGUUGUGAUUUCCCGUGUCUCUUCACGGUAUACAGGAAGCUGCAAAAUGCCCGAAGCAAGCAAACUAGAGAAAGGAAAGAGCGUUAUAAUAAAGUAAUUUUUAUAAGUUUUGGGUAUUGGUUCUAGUAGGUGUCAGAUAUUCAGACACCAGAAGGUAGUUUUAUAUUUAAAGGAAGCAGUUCCACUUCCCUUUCUGGAGGGAGCCUGCGUGCAGUGAGGGGGGGGGCGGGCAGAGCUCUGAGCCAGCUCGUAUCGGUGCUGCAGAGCGAAGCUGACGUGGAUCUGUCCCCACGUGCCUUGUUCCAGCCUCCUGCUCCCUCCGCUCCGCAUCAGGUGUGUGCAGCUCCCGGGGCCUCCGAGUCACCCUGUUGCAAUGAAACACAGGCAGAGAACUGGGCUUUUAGGCUUGCUGCAGUAUUUUUCAUUCUGUGCAUGCUUCCAACAGCACAAUUGUAAAAAACAAAACAAGUGAAAGAGAAGUGGCCUGAUACUAAAUCACCUUGCCAUGAGGAAAAAUAUUUCUGAUAUGCCUGGCCUGAUUCUCAUUUUCCAGUGUGAAGUAUUCGUCUUUAUCACUUUUAGCCCUGGGUUACACCUUAGGCAGUCAUUCCACAUGUUUUUCCUUGCCUCUGGUUGAAGGCCUAGCAGCACCCAGCGGAGCACGGUGGUGUACUGACAGCAUUAAGUACUAGGUGUUGCUAAGACCAUGCUAAGAGUAUGCUGGUCUUGUCCCGUCAUUUGAUGUAUUAUGUGGUGGAUAUCAUGUGUAUAUUCUGUUUAUAAGUACGAAGAGCUUGUGAGUCAGUGUACAUAAAUCUCUGUUGUAGUGGAUGCUGUUGCCCAGGCCUCUGGAACAAGCGCAUUGCUGCUUUACAACAGUAGCCCCUCCUCUCUCCUCAGAUUCUCCCUAGGGUUGGGGUUCACUCUUCAGCUGAGCUCAGAAUGUUUGCUGGUUGUGGUCCUGGGCUCAGCCUUGCUUACCUGAGGCAGAGGGGCACUUCUAGUUGUUACCAGGGAGAGCAGGUUCUCAGUCUGCGGCAAGUUUGAAGAUUUCCCACAACCCACUUGUGGCAAAAAAAGGGCAGAACACAGCCUCUCCCGAGCAUCUGCAGAGAGGUCACACCCGGCAGAGGCCGAGAGCUGCUUGGGGAAUGUGGUUAUGAUCGGGUUGUGCUGCAGCUUGAACUUCUCCUGCCAAAGAAGUGACCUGCUAAAACAGCAAGUCCGAUAGUUCCUAGCAAAGGGUUAAUCACAGCCCGCAGCAGUCUGAGGCCGCACAGUGAGGGGUGGGAGCCAAGCUCUGGAGAGGGAGUUGCUUUGGUGUCGAGUGUCAGGCAGGCUUGAGCCCUGCUGCCGGGAUUUGGACAGGCUCCAUCGCCACUGUCCUGUUGGGCCGGCUAGCCCUCAUCUAUCCAGCCAGAAGGUAUCAAGAGUGCUGGGGGUGUUCCUGACACGUACACAUUGAUUUUUUUUUUUUUUUUUUUUUUUUUGUAUUACAUGCAGGCUGCUCAGCACUGCAAAUGAAAAGCAGAUGCUCUGAGGAAUGACACGGCAGUUAGAGUUGCUUCUAAACAUUGACCCAGAUGUAACUUAAACCCACAGGUUUUCUUCUCGUUGGAGGUUUUGGGGUGUUUUUUGUUUUAUCCCUGUCUGCUUGCCUGAUUGCAUAGAGAAUAAAAGUGGUUGCAGAGCUAUUCUUUCUUCUAACAGAGCGGUUAUCCUCUCAGAGGAAGGAUCCAGCCAUAACUUUUAAAGUUUUAAAAGGAAGGGAUAAGACAGAGCUUCGCAAAACAGAAGAUGAUUAGAUAAAGAUGUAUUGGCAGUUGCUAUUAUUGCCUUUAUACAAUUGCAGAAAAACUUGGAUUGGAAAGGACUUCUGGGUGUUGUCUAGCACAGUCUCCUGCUCAAAGCAGGGUUAACUUAAGAACUGCAUACUGCAGUGAAAGGAUGUCUCCUGACAUAGAAAUGCAGUGCAGUUUACCUGGGGAACCACUUAAUUGUAUCGAAGUUGAAAACUUACCAGUAUUUAGCAGGCACUUUGUAUAGCUAUCAAUAAAUUUCACCAAUACAUUAGCACAUAAAACUAAGAUAUGAGCCAUUUUGCUCUAAGCAAAAGCAAAUCAAUAACUGACAGGAGAUUACAGAGAUGCAUUUCUUACGCACAGUUUAUUCCCUGCUUGUUCAUUCUAGUUUUCUGCAUCUCAUUCUGAAGUAAAUGAGCUACUACUGAAGAUGAAAUGCUUUGCCAAGUGGCCCAGUAGUCUGCCCGUUCCUCCUGCCAUUAAGAACAGAGGUACCUUCACACUGGUUUGUGUGGAUUCCUGCCUUCGUGCUGCACAUGGCAAGACUCAGUGCCGGCUUGAAAAGCACAGCAUUUUGUAGAAACACUCCAUUACCAAGACUGUUGGUCUCUACCUCCUGAACCACAGUCUUGCUUUCUCCUACCAAGAUGACAGUGAACUCCCCUAAGAUUUAGUGGCAGCUGCACCAAACCUUGUUUUUUUCCAAGAAGUCGGGAAAGUUCCUGGGUGAUGGAUUUUUCAUCAUUUGGCACUUCUCACUGAAGACUCAUUAGAACAAGCCCCUGCCCUUGCAUUUUGGUUUUGGGACUGUUUUGACACCGAUACCGCGGUGGCAGUGUUGACCCUGGCUUGGUUGGGGUCACGGUUACACUUGCCUGGUUCCUUCAGAAACUCACUCUUUGUUGGUUCAGGUCAUUCCUGCUACAUUACUUCCUACAACUCGCAUCGCAGAUUAUUUUUCUCCCCUCAAGGUUAAAUCUCCCUGAGGUGCACCCCAGGUCUCCCCAUCCUUCCGCAUUACUCACCAAGUAUACCCAGGUCCUUGAGCGAAGACAAUCCCAGGAAUGGGUUUGCCUCUUCCCAUGGGAGGAGCAGUCCACACUGCCUUCCCCGGCCCACUUCGCUCUGUGCACUACGGAGACCUUAUCUCCUCCCACAGCACACAGGGGUUUUGUUUGGGCUGGACCAGGAUGAUUAGCAGAUCCUCUGGUGUUAACCAGCCAAGUGGCUUCUGCUAAAUUUGUAUCCUAUCACCCAACACCUUCAGCAUAGUCUUUAACAGUCCAUUAUAUCUCUCAAUCUUUCCAGAGGCUUGUGGGGGUUAGGGGAGGUGAUACGCCCACUCAAGGCCAUGUUUCUUUGCCUGGGAGUUUAUGAGGUUAUUUUGGAAAUAAGUCCCACUGCCUGAUUCCGUUAUUUCUGGGGUACCAUGUUGGCACAAAACUUGCCUUUCAAGGCCUAAGCUGGCAUUUGGAGCAGUGGCGUGGUUUACACGGUGUUUCUAGCCAACCAGUUGUUGCUUCCACCCCGGUGAGUGUGUAGCACUUUUCUUGGCGUGUUUGAGGCAGCAAUCCCAUAUAGUCACCUUGCCAGGCCUCGCUGUAUUGCAAACGCAGCCACCCUCAAUUCCAGGGUGAUUUUACUCGUGUGACUUGCUCGCUGGCCGCAUGUUUCUCAUUCACGCGUGACCUGUGUGAUGGCCUCCACAGCCAGGCCACCCCUCAAUCACAAGCCCAUCUGUAUGUUGCAUCUCUCCCUCGAUGUCCCAAUGUUUUGUGAGCCCAUCGAGCUACAAACAGCUCACCCUUACACUCCCAGGCCAGGCCCACCUGAGCUACUGCAAUUCUGACAGCCUCAUCUACCUCUUCAUUGUUCCAGUGUUCAGUGGCGCAGGUUUUAAGAACGUGAGCAUCUACAUGACUCUAACCUUUAGAGCCAUGUUUUCUACUCAGACAGCAACGUCCUGCUGCAGUGCAGCAGCCCAGAUGGGUUUACCCCUGUGCUGCCAGUUGGUCUUCUUCCACCGCCGUAGCCACUCCUGCAGGGCAUUAGCCACCAUCCCAGAGUCAGUAUAGAGUACUGGCCCCUUUUCUCAUUCGGCAAUCUCUAGGGCUAGUUGGCUGGCUUUCACUUCUGCAAACUGAUUUGACUCACCUUCUCCUUCAGUGGUUUCAACAACUUGUCGUGUGGGACUCCACACAGCAGCUUUCUACUUCCGAUGGGUUUCCUACCACCCAACAGGAUCCAUCAGCGAACAAAGUGUAACACCUUUCAUCUGAGAACUCAAUAUAUGGUGGUGCCUCUUGGGCAUGAGCCACCUCCUCAGGCAGCACUCCAAAAUCUCUGCCUUCUGGCCAGUCUGAUCUCUUCCAGGAUCCCUGGGCUCUUGGGUUUCCCCGGCUGAUCGGUGCUACCAUGUAGCACCGGCUGUGUGAUGUGUAGAGGGGAUGUUUCCCUUGAACAUCCAGCGUAGCAUGGGCAAUCGCAGUGCCAAGAGGAGACACGCUUCUGUACCAGGAACCUCUGAAGUGGCCUGAACCCCCUCAUAUGCUGCUCGUAUCUCUUUUUCAGUUGGGGUGUAGGGAGCUUCUGACCCUCAGUACCCCCGGCUCCAAAACCCUAAUGGUCAACCUGGGGUUUCUCUGAUGUUUUCUGCCAGAGGCUCCAGGUGAGACUGUGCUCCCCAGCCGCUCUGUCGAGCACAUUUGGCACAGCUGGUCCUGUCCAGACAGGCCCAAGAGCUGCUGCACGAGCUGUUUCCAGUUUGAUAGGCUCAAAGGCUCGUUGUUGCUCAAGGCCCCACUCAAAGUAGUUCUUCUUUUGGGUUACUCGAUAGAGAGAGCUCACAAGCUGGCUAGAACCUGGCACGUGCAUUUUCCAGAAUCCCACAGGGCCCAUGAAAGCUUGUGUUUCGUUCUUGUCAGCUGGUGGAGACAGAGUUGCAAUCUUGUUGACCACAUCCAUAGGCACAUGAUGAUGUCCAUCCUGCCAUUUGAUUCCCAAGAACUGAAUAUCCUGUGCAGGGCCCUUGACCUUGAUAUUUUUUUUUUUUUUUUUUGUUUAAUGGCUAAAGCAGCUUUCGGAAGAAUCUGAAUGACUCUUUUUCCCUUCUCAAACUUUUCCUGCCUUGUUGCCCAGUGUGAUGAUGUCACUGAUGUAGAUGUUCAGGGGCAUCACCCUUUUCCAGUGCAGUUUGAAUUAGUGCAUAACACGUGGUAGGGCUGUGCUUCCACCCCUGGAGCAGUUGAUUCCAGCUGUAUUGGACACCCUUCUGUGUGAAAGCAAACUGGCUUGCGCUCUGCUGCCCGUGGGCAAUGUCACUUGGCUGCCUUUGACUCCAGUUCAUACUGGAGCUCUAACAUGUCUGGUACGGCAGCACUCGGGGGUGGCAUCACUUCGUUUGGGCCAUGAUAGUCCACGGUUAAUCUCCACCCUCUGUCAGAGUUCUGCACUGGCCAUAUGGGACUAUCAAAAGGUGAGUGAGUCUUGCUGAUCACUCCUUGACUCUUCGGUUGAUGCAUCGGCUCAUGGAUGGGAUCCAGGGAGUCUCGGUUUGUGCACUGUCCUGGAAGCAGUUGGCACCUGCUGUUCAACUCGCAGCAACCCCACAGCGAAGGGAUCUUCUGAGAGGCCAGGCAGGGUAGAUGGCUGUUUGAUCUUCUCGGGGCUCCCAGGGGCUACACCAAAAGCCCGCUGGUACCCCUUUGGCUCUUUGAAGUACCCUCUCCUGAGGUAAUCUGUGCCAAAGCUACAAGGGGCCUCUGGGCUGGUCACAGGGGGGUGCUCUUCCCGCAUGUCCCCUCUUAAGCUCACCUCAGCCUCCAGUAUGGACAAUUCUUGGCAUCCCCACGUCACUCCACAUGGGUGCAGCGCCCCUGUACCCUGGUGGCACCGGUGUCUGCCAAAAAGCCUUCUACCUCUGUGGGUCUGAGGGGCCAGGCUGUCGAAUCCACACAGUCCAGAGGACACCUGGUCAUCCCUUUCCUCCUCCUGGCUGAGGGCAAGGGACCAUCUAUUCGUGUUCCAGGUCAGAGCACCCACUGCCUGACCCUUGCAGUGCCAGAGCAGAAGUCCCCUCACCAGGAUGGAGGGAGGUGCUCUCAAUCCCUGCAUGUCCGGGAGAUCGCUGGUUGCCUCCUUGUGGCCCCACAGCCAGUAAGCUGACAGCCGCCUUGGCCGGCCCCAUCUCGCCGGCUCUUCCCUCUCACUUCCCGUACGUGGGCUUCCAGCUAAAGGCAGGUUCAGCCAGCCCACUUCACGUCCUCCACGCAAGCAGCAGCAGAGCGCGGCACGCGCCUGGGGCUCCCUUUCCCUCCGACUGAUUUCUUGGGGCAGCCAAGGUGCUGCCGGCCCGUAGGGAUGAGGAGGUACAAAGAUUUUCUUCGAAGUUUUGGAGCCAAGACGCUCUCUCCACAGUUGGUGUGCCCCCGCCCGGGCAGUAUGUCGCUGCCAAGCUGUUAGAAUGUGGCGCUGGGGCACCCGGAAUCACCUUCCUCCACGUGGCCUUUGUGCACGGGACAUCCAUCCCCUGGAGCUUUGGAGCCCUCCUCGUUGUCUAGAUGGCUGUAGGUGACUUCCAGCUUCGCUAAUUCAGGUUCUGGAUGCCUUCAUCUGCGGCAGCCCGCUUUCCUGGGGAGCUCACGAGAUCUGUCUUGAGUCUCGCCCUCACACCUGAGAGGCGCCAGCUCCAGAGACUGCGAAUUGCUGCCGCUUUUCCAAUUCCUCUCCUGAUUCCCCUGGUCUCUAACAAGGGAUCCCAGCUGUUGGGCUUCCUCCCCUCCCAGCUGCUGACUGUCGGCCCUGCUACCCCCGUGUCGCAGCAGCCCGGCAGCAAUCCGCUCACCCGGCUGGCGGCUGUAAUCUCUCUGCACGGCUCAAGGUUCUGAUGAGGUCAGGGACCAGAUAGUUUCCUCUUCCUGUCAGAAUUCUCCUUCCUCCAAUUUCUCUGUUGAAGGACCAGCUUCUUGAGCAAACAGGUUUUUUUUCUAUCUACUCAAUAAGCCUCCUGCUGUCUACAGCAGCUCCGCAAGAGAACAGCUUUACACCCCAAGGACCAGCAAAAUUCUCUUGCCCAGCAGAGAGCUCCUUUCUACUUGAGGACAAAAAGCCAAUUGUCCGAAGAGCAGCAGUUGCCUAUCAGAGAGGUUUAUUGCUGAAGGAUUGCUAGAGGUAUCUUACACUUUGAAUGAGACAAAUCAGAAUCUCAGUUUGCUCUCUGGCUCCCUGUCUUUCCCGUGCAUCUGUUGUUUCAAUGGAAAGAAUGAUAUUUUUUAUUACAGACUGAACUGAACACUAGGGGUGACCUGCUGAGCAAACCACAACAGGGAUUUGCAUUUUUCCUGCCUUUUAGGGAUGGAUUCUGAACUCCACUGGAUCUGGUAAGAGUAUUUUCUUGCCUGAAGGCUCCCCCUGGAGCAGUGGUAUUUCUCACUGUACAGGGGGGUGGGCUGUGGGUGCAGAAAGGCAAAAAAAGCUGUCCAGCUGAAUACUAAUUUUUACUGUGAGAAUAUGGAAGGCACAGCAGGGGAGGGCCUUGGGUUGCUGGAGGAUUUACCGGGAGAGGUGUUGAGGCUGCAACUGGAGUUCCAGCUCAGUCUCUCUGCCACCUGUAAAGGACGUUUCAUGCUUUGUAGAGGGAACUCGCUAAAAUGUCAUUUACAGCCUUGAUUUCGGAGAGCUGGUCUCGCUGGAAGGUGAGCAUUGUGCAAGAGAUUGCAAGAGGGGGAUGAGAUGACACAGUUUGUGUAAUACAGGGUGCUGAGUACAGGCAGUCCCUUGCGGUUGAAAGGCUCCGAGGGUUGGAGAAUAACCAGGGAGCAGCGUUUGUGGUUGAGAACGGACGUUUGGAGAGAAAUCAGCAAUAUUACUGCUUUUUACAUACUUGGGGGGAGAUGCAAAUUGUGAGGAGCUUGGACUCACCCUAGGAUUUCUGCCGACCUCCACAAGACCAGGGUAUCGGAUCACCUUCCCUGUCUCGGCAGGCAGAUGUGCUGUGGUCAAAGGCAUUGGGAUUUCUAGCUAGGGGAGAAGCACAAAACAACAAAUACCAGUGAAACUGCUUUAACAUGAAUUUUUCUUGAAGAAAUUCCGUCGGGCGCUGCUGGGCCCAUUGGCCACUCACCCAACAGGCUGAACGUGCGGCAGAGCAGCGCCCCGGGGAUUCCUCGCUCCGAAGCUGCUGCUCCCAGUGCAGAGGUGUCCGGGGGGCGUCCCCCUCACCCAGGGUACCCAGUGCCUGGGCAGCAGUGUUCACCGUAACUUCCUACAGACUUAAGUGCAAUUGUGUACAAUUGUUACAUAGGUUGCCUUAGGACUGUGUAUAAUUCCCAUGGUUUGAUGUUUGUGUUUGGUAUAAUCAGUGUCUAUAAUUGAUCUACUUCUUAAUUUUAUAGAGGUGUCCAUUGUGCCUUUUAUUCUCUUUUUUUUUUCUAAACGUUUGUCUCCAUCAGCUCAAAGCUACAGUGGAGCAGAUAAGUCUGUACUGGAAUGCUUAAAAGAUCUUUUAAUAAAGAAUUGGCUUCUA